GCGCUGUGGCCCCUUUAGUCGGUGCGGGCCGGGGACACCGUGAUGGAGUCUGCGGACUGUGUGGAGGAAUGAACGGGCAGACUGAUCACUGUUUUCCCGCUGAACUUGGACCGUCAGCGGCUUCUUGUUGUUCACAUAGUGGAGCGACCGGCGGUACUGAGCUAUGAGGAGAGCUGAGCCGGAGCCUCCAGGUGGUCUGGCUGCUGGACUAUGCUGUGUUGGUCCACUGGGUGGCGCUUCCUGAGUCGAGCUCACCUCCUCCCUCCUCGACACGCCGCUCAGUCCGUCGCCAUGUACGCCACCCGCCUCUACAGCACUGCCGGGGGGGGAGGGGGAGGCGGAGGCGGGCUUAAACAAGGCAGGAGGGCGGGGCUGGCGGUGCUGGAGGGUCCUCAACCUCACCUCCCCCACCAUCUUCACCCGCCGCCUCCCCCGACUUACCCUCUCUACCAGGGCCGUCCAGACGCCCACCGAGGACCUCACUUCCACCAUCACUACCACCCCCACCAUCUGGCUCCACCCCCUCUGCCUCCACAUUACCAGCACCAUGUGCCGGUCCACUCCUACGGGGGAGGAGCAAUGGCCGGUGGUGGCGGCAAGAAGAAGACGUGGAACUUCAUCCAUGAGAAGAUGAGCUAUGACACGUUUUUCACCAUGAAGCGUCUGAUCGAACGCUCACGGCAGCCCGACGAGGUUCUGCGCUGGGUCACACAGAACCCCGCCAAGAUCUCUCACAACCACUAUCCCGUCGCCCUGCAGAAGAUCGGCCAGCUGCUGCAGGCCGCGCCAUCGCCGCGGGUCGCUGGGGACGGCGCGGAUGGCGAUGCGUCGGAGGCGGACAGGCGGCAGAUCCUGGACCAGCCGGAUUUCCAGACCCUCUGCAAUGCCAUUGUCAACGACUGCGCCAAGUUCGACAACUUCAGCAUCGUCAACUGCCUGUAUGCUGUCGCCUCGCUCGGUCUGCCUAGUGACUCCAAGGUGGUGGUGGUCCUGGAGGCGGAAUCCCAGUCCAGACUGAACCAGUUCAACCAGAAGGACGUGUCCAUGGUGUUCAGCUCCAGCAUGCGGCUGCACCCGGGCAGCCAGCACCCGCUGACCGAGGCCUGCCUCGCCGGCCUGGAGAAGAACCUGGAGCGAGAGCGCCACCCGCAAACGCUGUUCCUGCUGCUCUCUUACUACCGACUCAAGUGGCGCUCGCUGCAGAUGGCAGAGCCGGCUGCAGGGGGCGCCGCCGCUAUCAACACGCCCCCGAAUCCAGAGCAGCUAGUCACCAACAGGAAGAUCCUGCGACUUGUGAAGCACACGCUGGCCAGCGUCAGUGGCGUCCGCGACCAGGAGAUGGCGCUGUUGGAUGAGAUGCUGGCAGCCUGUGCUCGAGAGGCCAGUAACAAGAGUCUGGAGCUGAUCUUCAGCUCUCACCUGUUCUACCAGAACCGACAGGAGAAGUUCAUCAACAGCCUGGCAGAGGAGCUGCCCAAGAAGGUGGACAGCAUCACGCCAUACACCAUGGCCCUCAUCGCCAAGUACAUCGCCCGCCAUCGGCUCAGGGAGACCCGGCUUCUCGACACCAUUGCCGACUUUCUGAUCAGGAAGGCCGAGUACCUGGAUAGCAAGGUAAUCCAGAAGCUAGUGUUCCCAUUCAGCAGGAUGAGUUACCGGCCGUCCGCCGAGCAGCAGUUCUUCUCCCGGCUGGAAGAGGCGGUGGAGCUCAAGGCGCUUUGCUCGCCGCUCGCCACCGUCAACAUCCUCAUGUCCCUGUUCCAGCUUGGCCACUUCCCUGGAACCGUGCUGCACAGAGUCUUUUCCUCUGCCUUCAUCAGCAAUGUCACAAGUGAGCAAACAGUGAGACCCUGGAUUCAUGGGACCAGAAAGACAGCCAGUAAAAAUAGUCCAUAUGCGCUGAUUGUCAGAAGGUACCUGUCUCUUCUGGACGCGGCGGUAGAGUUGGAGUACCGGGACUACGUCGGCCCUCGCCUGCAGGACGCACACAAGGUGCUGAUGUUUGACCAUGCCCUCACAGCGGACGAGGUCAACCGGAAGUACAGCUAUAAAGGUCUGGUGGCUGAAGCUCUGCGCCAACUGCUGGGAGAACACAGCUACAAACAGGACGAGGUGCUGCCCCCUGGAUACUACACAGACUUUGUGCUGUGGUUGGACGGUUCUGGUCGGGUUCUGCCCAUCCGGUCUGGACCCUGUGUCCAUCCCUCCUGCAUCACCGUAACGACUAAGUCAGCUGCAGGGGCCGUUGCCGCGGUGACCGCAGAGCUACAGUGCUUCUCUCCCUUUUCGGCGCCGGAGGACGGCGGCGACCCCUCCAGUCCGGCGGCCAACGGAGCAGGCGGGGCCACGGAGGACAGGGCCUUCAGACCGCGCCCCCCAGAAGGCCCCCUGGCUGUCACUGAUGGCGGGCCCCUGGACUACGGCCCCUACUACGCUCCCACGGCGCAGUUCUACACGGGUCUGGCCAAGGAGCCGUCAGUGGAGAGCCAGGACAGCUCCACGCUCAGCAGCCCCCCGUCGGACAGCGCCGCCCCGCCCCCCGCCGCCCCGAGGGGCCCCGACUCCCUCUUCCAGUUCUCCAUCGGGAAGAUUCUGGAGGACGAGGGGUCCGGCGCCGCCUCGGAGGUCCAGGGCGCACAGAUGGCGGGGUUCUACUGUGAGGGGGCUGCCGCCACCAGGGCGGACCCAGAUGGCCCGCCCCCAGAGCAGCGGCACAUCCGCAGGGUCAUCCUGUCCGUGAACGACAAGUGGCACUACUGCCACAACUCUGAGGUUCUGGUCGGGUCCCGCGCCAUGAGGGACCGCCACCUGCGACUGCUGGGCUACAUCAUCCUGCAGCUUCCGUACCACGAGCUGGAGAAGCUGAACGGCAUCGAGGAGGUGAAGCAGUACCUGCACCAGAAGCUGCUGGACGUCCCGCUAUGACUGCGUCUGUGUGUGUGCGAGUGUGUAUGAAAGGGGGCGGGGCCAGCGCUCACCUGUCACCACCUGGACACAGAAGCACAUCCCUGAUUGGUCAAAAACUCCCAUCAGGCCGUGCAGCAGCCUGCAGGUGCGCUGGCGGUGUGAGUGGUGCUUUCUGUGGGCGGGGUUGUUUUCUAGAGUAAUGUAACCAUGGUAACCGUGAUGCAUGAGGGAGUUUUUAAAGCAUGUGCCAAAGGUUGGGGGGAAGGUGUGGUUCUUGGGGUCAAAGGUCAGAUUAUUUAUUUGUGUAUCAGGAGAAGGACAGAAGUUUGUUUAUAUUCUAUCAGCUGAAAUGUGUAUAAAAGCUGAAGAGCCGA
This is a messenger RNA of Poecilia reticulata (guppy), 3281 nucleotides long. RefSeq names its product Fas-activated serine/threonine kinase (gene fastk). Gene Ontology annotation, biological process: regulation of mitochondrial mRNA stability; mitochondrial RNA processing. Gene Ontology annotation, molecular function: RNA binding. Gene Ontology annotation, cellular component: ribonucleoprotein granule; mitochondrial matrix. Lineage: Eukaryota; Metazoa; Chordata; Actinopteri; Cyprinodontiformes; Poeciliidae. The record is from RefSeq and is a predicted model, not a curated record.